Molecule: messenger RNA, 5785 nt
Organism: Nyctereutes procyonoides (raccoon dog)
Lineage: Eukaryota; Metazoa; Chordata; Mammalia; Carnivora; Canidae
Gene: G2E3
Product: G2/M-phase specific E3 ubiquitin protein ligase
Exons: 15
Coding region: 222-2342 (706 amino acids)
Cellular component (GO): nucleus
Molecular function (GO): ubiquitin-protein transferase activity
Source: RefSeq, a predicted model, not a curated record
GACGUGGAGGAGUCGGGGCGCGGGGCAGCGUCUCCCGGGCGGGCGCCCACAACCGGCUCGGAGCACCGAGGGCACCGAGGGCUCCUCGGCGCCCCCGGCCCCGAGACUAAGCCUUGUUUAAUCCGCCUUUCCGGUGGGUUUAGUGGUUCCGCCACUUCGGCCCCGAAUGCUGAAGCUGUAACAGUACUUAGGUCGAACUGCGGAAGCGUUCCCGCAGUAAAAUGAAUGAAAAUAAACCUGGUGCCUCACAGAAUCUUGCUUGUGUUUUUUGCCGAAAAAAUGAUGACUGUCCUAAUAAAUAUGGAGAAAAGAAAACUAAUGAGAAAUGGAAUAUCACUGUACAUUACUAUUGUUUGUUGAUGUCAAGUGGAAUUUGGCAGAGAGGUAAAGAAGAAGAAGGAGUUUAUGGUUUUCUAAUAGAAGACAUCAGGAAAGAAGUGAACAGAGCUUCUAAACUGAAAUGCAGUAUUUGCAAGAAAACUGGUGCUUCAAUUGGAUGUGUUGCACCCCGAUGUAAACGAAGUUAUCAUUUCCCCUGUGGACUUCAGAGAGAAUGCAUUUUCCAAUUUACUGGCAAUUUUGCGUCAUUUUGUUGGAAACAUCGUCCUGUUCAAAUAAUUACAUCUAAUAAUUAUAGAGACUCCAUGCCAUGUACCAUUUGCUUGGAAUUUAUUGAGCCUAUUCCAACUUACAGUAUAUUACGAAGUCCUUGUUGUAAGAAUGCUUGGUUUCAUAGAGACUGUUUACAGGUUCAAGCAAUAAAUGCAGGAGUAUUUUUCUUUAGAUGCACAAUAUGCAAUAAUAGUGAUAUAUUUCAGAAAGAGAUGUUGAGAAUGGGAAUUCAUAUUCCUGAAAAAGAUGCAUCUUGGGAAUUAGAGGAAAAUGCUUAUCAAGAACUUCUGCAGCACUAUGAGCAUUGUGAUGUCCGAAGAUGUCGUUGCAAAGAAGGGCGAGACUAUAACGAACCUGAUAGCAAAUGGGAAAUAAAGCGCUGUCAGUGUUGUGGUUCUAGUGGAACACAUUUAGCUUGUUCCUCAUUACGGUCAUGGGAACAAAACUGGGAGUGUUUGGAAUGUAGAGGUAUCCUCUACAAUUCAGAGGAUUUCCAAAAAGCCAAAAAGCAUUCAUUACCCAACACUAAUAAUGUGGGAAUAACUGAUUGUUUGUUGGAAGAAUCAUCACCUAAAUUUCCCAGACAGUCACCUGGAGCCCAGCAUAAAGAUCUGCUGAGGCAAGGCAGCAAAUAUAGAAGAGAUAUUUCAACAAUUAUAAUGGAAUUAGGAUUUCAAAUUAAAAAAAAAACUAAAAGAUUAUGGAUUAAUAAAGCCAAUAUCUGGAAUAGUGCCUUAGAUGGAUUCAGAAAUCAAAACUUUAAUCCUUCACUUACAAUUGAAGUAGCAUAUGUCAAUGAAAAUGAUAAUUUUGGAAGAGAGCAUCCUGGAUCAAAGCAAGAAUUCCUAAGUCUCUUAAUGCAACAUCUUGAGAAUUCACCAGUGUUUGAAGGUUCCUUGUCAAAGAACUUGUCUCUAAAUUCUCGAGCUCUGGAGGAGAAUCUUUACUAUGAAGCUGGCAAAAUCCUUGCCAUUUCUUUGGUUCAUGGUGGUCCUUCACCUGGUUUCUUUUCUAAAACCUUGUUUAACUGCCUUGUUAAUGGGCCAGAAAAUACCCAACCAAUUUUAGAUGAUGUUUCAGACUUUGAUGUGGCACAAAUGAUAAUCAGGGUAAAUACUGCAACAAAUGUGGCUGACUUGAACUCAGUAGUAAAUGAAUGCUAUAACUACCUAGAGCUUAUUGGAUGUCUAAGAAUUAUAACAUCAUUAAGUGAUAAAUAUAGGUUGGCUGAAGACAUACUGGUUUACCAUGUAAUUAAGAGAGUCCAAGCACCCUUUGAAAGUUUUAAGCAGGGUCUGAAAACUCUUGGUGUUUUGGAGAAAAUUCAGACUUACCCAGAAGCAUUUUAUAGCAUCUUCUGUCAUAAACCUGAGAAUCUUUCUGCAAAAGUCCUUAGUGAUCUUUUUACAGUAUGCACAUUAUCUGAUGUCCAGGCUUUGGGGUUUUGGAACAGUUAUUUACAGGCUGUUGAGGAUGGUAAAUCUGCAAUAACAAUGGAAGACCUUCUUAUUUUUGCAACUGGUUGCAAUUCCAUUCCACCUGCGGGAUUUAAACCCACUCCUUCAAUUGAGUGCCUUCAUAUGGAUUUUCCUAUUGGAAACAAGUGUAAUAACUGUUUAGCUCUUCCAAUCACCAAUACGUAUCAAGAAUUUCAAGAAAAUAUGGACUUUGCCAUAAGAAACACUCUAAGACUAGAAAAGGAAGAAAGUUCUCAUUACUUUGGACAUUAAAAUGUUUUGAACAAAGACAUGCUUCUUUAAAAGCUGCUACUGAUAUUUUUUAUUUCGGAAAUCUGUCAAUUUUUAAACAAACUUGUCAGCUUCUUGGCCCAAUAAAAUAUAUGAUAUGAACAUAAAAGAAUGUUUUGGCCAUUUAAGCUAGAAAAAUUUUUGUUAACAUGUGCCAGUCAAAGUUGAUGGUAUUUUUCUAUUAAUAUACAUGUGUCAUAAACUGUAAUAUAGUUUUAAGACAGCUUUACAGACUUUUUUCAAGUAUAAUAGCAUGAUAUAUAUAUAUAUAUGUAUAUGUAUAUAUACACAAGAAAAAAACCUUAUAUUCACUGUUUCUCCAAAUUAGGAUUAGCUAUACGAUGCCACAAUGAUUUUUCUAGUUUUAUGUAAUCUUUGAGUUAUUUCUUAUUUUACUUUAAAGCAUUAAAUAGAAAAGCUAAUUGAUAAAUCCUGUUAUAUGAAUCAAAGGCAUAUAUUCUGGAGCAUGUGUUAUAAGCAUUUUUUCGAGAAUGGCACUAAAUUGGUUAAAAAUGUUUUUAAAUUACUGGUUUAUAUUAAAACAGAUCCACACUGCAAUUAGAUUAUGCCUAAUAGGAAGUAUUAUAUGAGAAAGCAGAAUUGCACAAAUAUUCUAGAACCUACGGACAUUCCAUAGUCUUCAGAACACUUCCAAGGUGGAAAAAUAGUUGAAAAUACCUAAAAAAGUGUUUAAAGGCUUGGCUGUAAGCAUAGGAUUUUUUUUCUCUGUAUCCCAUGUGUGGUAUUAAACCACAUUAUGUCUGAUCCAGCAUCAUUUGGGGUGUCUCAGUUAACUCUGUGGAUUGCCUUUUGGUAGGUUUUGAGUAUUUGACAGUUAUUUAUUAUCUAGUUGGUUGUAUGAUAGGUAAACUGGUACCAUUGCAUUAUAUAGUUGCCUUCUUUGCUCUUGAAAGAUAUGUUAUUGUAUAAGCAAUGUAGAAAUACGUAAGAGAAAUACAGAAUGAAAAACUCACUCUAAUCUCACCGUGCAGAAUUACCUACCGUAUUUCAUUGUAUCUUACUAUAAACCACCUUUCCUUUCCUUUUAAGCUUUAUUAAUGUUACUAAAAGUCAAAGAAUACCUAAAAGUAACAAGAAAUCAUGUAAUAAUGAUUUGAAGAUAUAUAGUCCUAUAGUCAUGUCCCCAUGUUUAUACUCUUGCAAAAGAAGAAAGUGGAAGUUUUAUGUUCCUAAUCUAUUAUCAAAUAUAAAUGAGUUUUCCACCAAAGUAAAUUUAAAUUGGAUGAGAGGUAAAUCAUUAUGAGAAGUUGGACUUAACCACAUUUUUUUUUUACUUAUAUACAAAGCAGGUUAUCAACUAUAAUCAUAAUCUCAUCCUCUUUAAGACAUCUUUAAAUCAUUGAAAUUUUCAAAGAAAAACAACAUAAUACUGGUGAUAUAUCUCCUAAUACCAAAGGAAAACUAAAACAUAAUCCUGGUAUAAUUUUCUUUGUUACAUAUAUUGACAGACCCAGCAAAUUAAAGUUUCAUUUUAACAUGAAAUUUUAAAGAACAUUAUACAAGGCAUUUCUUUGUCUUGUCUUGAAUUGUUAGAUCAUCAAAAGUAAUUAAAAGAUUAAGAAUUUUGAAUAUCUAAUGUAAACUUCAAAUAUGCCAUACAGCUUUUAUUCCAAAUGUGUUGAUAAAUUGGAUAUUUUUCAGUUAUACCUAGUUUUUAUAAAAUUUAAAAAGCCAUUAAACCAAUAGAAACCAAAAAAUUAAAACUAUUUUCUGGUCCUUUGUAGUUUUAAUUUUUCCUACAGUGGUAAUUAAAACUAAUGAACAUUCACACAGUUGUGGGUGGGGGGUGGUAGGGAAGCAAUGUGCUUGGGUUGGCUAUAAUUAAAAACAGUUAUUUCCGUUCUUCAUAUCAUUAUUUUAUGUGUAGACGGGGCCUUCAGGAUAAGGUCUGAUGUAAAUAAUAAUUUAGGGUAUUGACAUUUUAAAGUGAAGCAUACUCAUUACAAAGCAUUUUCUAGGUUGUUUUUUUUUUAAUCUUUUUUUUAUAUUUAUCUAUGAUAAUCAUACACAGAGAGAGAGAGAGAGGCAGAGACACAGGCAGAGGGAGAAGCAGGCUCCAUGCACCAGGAGCCCGACGUGGGAUUCGAUCCCGGGUCUCCAGGAUCGCGCCCUGGGCCAAAGGCAGGCGCCAAACCGCUGCGCCACCCAGGGAUCCCGCAUUUUCUAGGUUUAAGGAUGUUUCCAUUAGCUCGAUUUUUAGGUUAGUCUGUAUAGUAAAGGAGAAUCCUAUAGGUUAUUUAUUUUCUGCAAUGUUACUAUGUCAAAUGGUUAAUAUUGUGAUAUUCUUUUUCUUUUUUUUUGUGAUAUUCUUUUUCUAUUCAUUGUUCUAGCCAAUGCACAACUCUUAUUGACAUUGUUAAAGUAAUUAUGCUAUAAAGUCUUAUAAAUGUAUUAUUUGUAUUUCUUAACUAUUUCAAUCCUCUAAAUGCCAUAUAUUUCAAGUUGGUUUUCUAUUGCUCUCUACUGAGGAAAACCAUAAAGUCAUCUAUUGUAUAUCUACUGUUAAUUUUUGAUUAGGUUUAAAUUCAUUGUUUUUAGACACUUUUUAAACCUUUUGGUAUGGGAACUUCAUUUUAAGGCCUUUUAUACAAUUCUUUACUAUUCUUAUGCUUCAUCAUUUUAAUGCUUUAGUAUUUAAGGUUAAAAUUUCUUUAAAAUGUCUCAUCAGAAGCUGGGUUAUGAUUUUAUACUUUAUAAUAUUUAAUUUCCAUAUUAUGAAUAAGCCAUUAUUUGGGUCAAGUAAAAAGCCUUCAUUUGAUUACUAACCUGAGUAAAUCAAUCAAAUCACUUUGGCUUCUACUAUAUGCCACAACUUUUAAUAAUUUUUUCCUAAAUUUAUGGAAGCUAUUGGAACUUUUGUAUUCCAUGCUGAAUGCUAAGUAAAGGAGAUAAUAAUAAUAGGUAAGUUUUCUCUGUGACUUUGCCUUUAGUAUUUAGUCAUUAUAAGAAAAUGAUUAGAACAAAAUUUUAUUUUAUGAUAUGUAAUUCUUUUAUAUAGGGAUUAUCACAUUCUUCUAGUUUUACAAUAAGCUAUUAAACUAGGUUUUAUGCUUUAAGUAAUGCAAUACAAAGUUUUAUGCAUUCAAAGUAAUGCAACACAAAGUAAAGAACACAUUGAAUAAUGGAUUACCUGAAUGUAUAUGUAAUUUAGAAAAAUUUGGAUUGUUUUGAAAAGACCCAAUUUUCAGGUUCUCAUUUUGACUGUUAUCGUUUCCAAUUGCCAAACAUAUUCCAAUACCUACUGUAUGCCAGGUAUUUUGCUAGGUGAUAGUUGAUGUGGCAGCCUAUUCCCCCUCCCCUUUUUAAACAAUUUCAGAUGUAACCAGAAAACAUGAUACUUAUAAUGACGUUUCCUAAAUAAAUAUGUUCAUGCUACUAAAUGUGAAGUGUUUACAUGACCUAAA